AUGGAUAACCACCGAGAAACCAUCGUAACCAUACCAGAUGGCUUCACAAAUCCAUUGCUCCAUCAAGAAGCCGCAGCUGUAGAAGAAAAUAGCUCCAGAUGGUCCGACCUUUCCGUCGACGUCCUCGAGCUAAUCCUCCGGCGGCUCGGCCCCGUCGACCACCUCCGGUUCGGGGAGACGUGCCGGUCGUGGAGGUCCGCCCGAUCCCUCCACCGGACACGCCUCGACCUCCCCACCCCGCAGCUUCCGUGGCUCCUGUCCGGCCCAACAUCGUUCCUCUCCAAAGGCUACCGCUUGAAGUUCUUCAGCCCCUCGGACGGCCGCCGUUACACCAUCAGCAUACCAAAAAGAACUCCGAGGCAGUACUGGGUCCCCGGCUCCUGCGCCAACUGGCUUAUAACCGAUGCAGGUCGCGAUAUUUUUCUCGUCAACCCCUUCACCGGAGUAGAGCUAAGAUUGCCGAGGAUUAUAGCGGAGCGCGAGCCGAACCAGGACUUCGCCAUCGCCGUCUCGUCGCAUCCCGGCGCUCCCUACGGUGCGGUCGUGCUGGCGAACCUGUGGACGGUCUCACUUAUCUGCAAGCGUCCUGGCGACAGGCACUGGCUCUGGUUUCAUCUGACUGGGGAAGACCGGAGAGUCUGUCAAGUCGCGGCGGUCGGAAGGAAGUUCUACGGCAUCACUCACGGGCGUCGGCUGGUCGACAUCGACCCUGACCGAUCUCCGCAAGUGGUUGUCAUGAAUCAAGUUGGAAGUAUCCUGGGGAACCCCCAAGGUAGAACUCAUGUUUUCCUGGUCGAGUCCGACGGAGACUUGCUAGCCGUCGUCAUGAGCUGCCCGAACCUCCGUAGGUCUACUCCUUCGUUCAGCUUCUUGAGGUGGGACGUCGAGACAUCGUUCUGGGAGGCGAUUGAGAGCAUCGGGGACCGGCUUCUUUUCUUGGGCCUGAGCAGCUCCAUCUCGGUGGCUGCGAGAGAGCACGGAGUUGCCGGUGGGCGGAUUUACACGAUAGGUCCUCAUUCUACGGGGAUUUAUGACCUGAGAACACGCGAAGGGGAGGUGCUUUGCUGCUGCAGGAGCUCUUCAUGGCGAACUUGGGUGGCGCCUCGGCUGUUCUACUGGGAGGGACAAGCAGACGAGAUCAGCUGGUGGUGGGAUUAUGCUGAAGAAGCCGUGAAGGUGUUUUUGUUGGCACUGAUUAGUGUUUCUAUUUCUUUUGUUUUAUGUUGGGCAUUAAACGAAAUUUAA
This is a messenger RNA of Phoenix dactylifera (date palm), 1245 nucleotides long. The record is from RefSeq and is a predicted model, not a curated record. Lineage: Eukaryota; Viridiplantae; Streptophyta; Magnoliopsida; Arecales; Arecaceae.